UCUAGCUCCACCAUCCUGUGCUGCCGCAGAGAGAAAUGUAAUUGCUUCCUGCUGACCGUGUAGCUGCCGCCGGUUGCAUUGCCCUGCAAGUUUGACACCAGUUUCAUCUGCCUGUGAGGACUACUCCUCCUCAUAGAAAGAAACUGGAUGGCUUCUAAUGCAAGCCUGAUUCUGGAUAAAGCAGCUUUGUUAGAAGAUGGGAUUCCCCCAGCCAAAAAGCCCAGGAAAUUAUUGCCAAGUCUAAAAACCAAACGGCCCCAAGAGCUCGUGCUGGUGAUUGGGACCGGCAUAAGUGCAGCUGUUGCACCUCAGGUGCCGGCCCUGAAAUCAUGGAAGGGCCUAAUCCAAGCCUUGCUGGAUGCUGCUAUUGACUUUGACCUUCUUGAAGACGAGGAGCGGAAAAAGUUUCAGAAGUGUCUCCGGGACGAUAAGAACCUCAUCCAUGUUGCCCACGACCUUAUUCAGAAAUUGUCGCCACGCACAAGCAAUGUCCGUUCCACAUUCUUCAAAGACUGCUUGUAUGAAGUCUUCGAUGACCUGGAGUCCAAAAUGGAAGACACCGGGAAACAUCUGCUCCAGUCUGUGCUCCAUUUGAUGGAGAACGGUGCUCUAGUGCUUACCACCAACUUUGACAACCUGCUGGAAAUUUAUGCUGCGGACCAAGGAAAGCAGCUUGAAUCUCUUGACCUCACAGAUGAGAAAAAGGUGCUGGAGUGGGCACAGGAGAAAAGGAACCUUAGUGUUUUACAUAUCCAUGGAGUGUACACAAACCCCAGUGGAAUAGUGCUCCAUCCUGCUGGCUACCAGAACGUCCUACGCAACACAGAGGUUAUGCGGGAGAUCCAGAAGUUGUACGAAACCAAAUCCUUUUUGUUUCUGGGCUGUGGUUGGACUGUGGAUGAUACCACGUUUCAGGCCCUCUUCCUAGAAGCUGUGAAGCACAAAUCUGACUUGGAGCACUUUAUGCUUGUGCGUCGUGGUGAUGUGGACGAGUUCAAGAAACUCCGAGAAAACAUGCUAGACAAAGGGAUUAAAGUGAUUUCCUAUGGGAACGAAUAUGCCGACUUGCCCGAAUAUUUUGAGAGGCUUGCAAAUGAAAUCUCCAGUCGGGGUCGAGCAGGUCUGCCUCGAGAAGGACAGCUAAACGGCACAGGUGGAGCACACGCUGACUUCAGAGGUAUGAAGUUUACUUAAUACUCUCGCUCUUUAAGGCUGGCUUGUGCGGACAAGUUUUGCCAGCCAGCGGCUACCUUUGGCACAUGAAAUUACACAUUCAUGUGAUUUGUAAUAAGGGCUCAACCACUGUGGAAGGCAGCUGGCAGAAAGCAAAUGCAUCCUUGAUAAGAAUGGGGGGGGGGAGAUGUUUGAAGGAGCUCCUCCCCAGCUGUGACGAUACAGGAUUGGAGGAACAAGUAUGAGGGAUUUGAAGAACCUAAUAGCUGCUGGGUUGGGGCUAAUUCUAAAACUGGUAGUAGUGUUUCUAUUUUUUGAAAAAAGGGGAACUAUGCUCCUUGUGCAAACGAACUAUACAACAUGGAACAAAAACCAAGCGUGGACAGUUAAAAUAGACCAGGGAAAUUGGUAUGUAGAAAUGAAAGUGAGCAGCUAAAAUCGAAAUAGGGUGUGUUCUAGUUGUUGCAGAUAGGCUUAUAUGGUUUUCUCUUUCCACUGGGUAAUCUUUAUCACUACCACUCUUGCACAAGUGGCUUGAAUUUCCUGUUGACUUCUUUGUAACAUCCCCCCCCCCCAUUUCACUGGAUAGUUAAAACUAUUCCAGCAUAAGGAACCCUUGGGCAAGAUGUGUAGGUUUUCUUUGGGGCAUAUAAGCAAGGACAGAGAACAAGUAAACCUCGUGGGUAUCUUCUUUACCCCCCUUCCAAGACUACGUAUCCUCAUGGGUCUAUCAAUUGCUACUAAUCAAGGUGACAAAAAGGAGCCUCCAUAUUCAGAGGCAGUAAACCUCUAAAUACUAGGUAGCCUUGGUCUCUUUCGAUGGUUGGCUUGUUGGGGCAAGUAGCUGGCUACCGUGAGAAAUGGACUAGAUUGACUGCUGCUCCGAUCCAGUAAAAGCACCUCUUAUAGAAUGUUUAGAAGUUGUUCAUAAAGCAUGGUUGGAAUCCCGCACAGCUGGAGGGCAUUUUUUAAAAAGGGCAAGGAGUGAUUCAGCAAUGGGGCAUGAAUUGGAAGACAUCUCUUUCAAUUUAAAUAAGCUGCUUGUUACCAAAUCUCUCUAGUUGUUAAAGGGUUUUGAAUGUUU
Messenger RNA from Eublepharis macularius, 2257 nucleotides. It is a transcript of the gene SIRAL1, whose product is annotated as family with sequence similarity 118 member B. Bases 148 to 1194 code for a protein of 348 amino acids. The transcript is spliced from 8 exons. The record is from RefSeq and is a predicted model, not a curated record. NCBI's taxonomy places the organism in Eukaryota, Metazoa, Chordata, Lepidosauria, Squamata, Eublepharidae.